Cryptosporidium muris RN66 is the source of this 7986-nucleotide messenger RNA. RefSeq lists its product as uncharacterized. Lineage: Eukaryota; Apicomplexa; Conoidasida; Eucoccidiorida; Cryptosporidiidae. The transcript has a single exon. The record is from RefSeq and is a predicted model, not a curated record. Bases 1 to 7986 code for a protein of 2661 amino acids.
AUGAGAUGCCUUAAAAGAGAUGUAAAGUGCUAUGGAGAGUUGAAAGAUUCUCUCAAAUUCAUUCAAAAUACAACUAGUCAAUGUGGUAGAUACUCUUCAAUAUUAGAAGACAAAUAUCUAGAUUCUAGAGAUCCUCAUCAAGCUGUUUCAGUAUCUAGCUUAAUUGCCUUAGCAGAUAUAUGGACAAGAAGAGCAACAGCAAUCAUAUCUUUAGAUAAAUCUUAUAAAAACUUAGUUGCUGAUUGUAUUUAUCCGUGUCUGCAUUUAAUAGAUAUUUUAAGGCUUUUAAUACUGGCAUAUAGGCUACCUGUACUCUUAAAAUAUGUUGCUCAUUUGGAAGAUAUAUUUAAGUUUUAUAGUGAAUUUUUAUUUAAGAUUAAAUUGAACCAAGUAAAUUUAAGUAUAGAAAAUUUGGGAGAUUCAGUGAGUGGCUUGAAAAUGCAUCUUUACGACAUUCAUAAUCUAUUGGCGAUAAGAUACAUCACAAAUUGGGAAAAAAAGCACAAGAAAAUUAUGGAAUGUUUAAAUAAAUGGUCUUCCUCUACGGAUUCAAAAACAAUUUUUGGAGAUAUAUCAUUAAAAGAUAUACAAGAAAUGAUUGAUGAUUAUAAUAAUAUAAGCAAAGUGGAAAAUAUUGGUAAGUUACACAAAAAUUUAAUUAGGGAACCACAAUCUAUUAUUAUUUCAAAGAAAUUACUAGACAAUAUACAGGAAAUAAAAGAUCAGUUAAUUCAAACUUUAAAUUCCAAACCUAUCAAUAUUAAUAAUUUAAAAAGUAUGGUUCGAUAUAUAUUAAAUUGUCUCCCAAAAGAUAAUGGUAUAGAUAUUAAACCACUGGUCCAUACUAUAAGAAAUUUUAAUAAGACAGAGUCCUUACUUGAUGAGUUUGUUAUAAUGGAUAUUCAAGAUAAAGACGAUGCAAACAUAAGUAAUCUGGAUGAUAUUUCUAGAAAAUAUAUAUUUCCCAAAUUUGAUAAAUAUAUUUGUAUUAGAGAUACUUUGAAUGAAUGGAAAUCCUUAGUCUUAAAUUUAUAUGCAACUAUAUUUCAUGAAGAAAGUAUAAAUAAAUACUAUCUAAAUACUGUACCUAACAAUGCAGAAAUUAAUAAUACAGAAAACAAAGAUCAAUUUAGUAUUGAUAUUGAUUUUAAUGGAGCUGAUACUAAUAAUAAGAAUGUUAACUCAAAUAUUCAGCUUAAAAACUUAAUAUAUUUUAAGUAUGAUAUAUGUAAUAUAACCAAUAUUUAUUUACUUAUACCUUCAGAAAUGGCUAAAAUUAAAAGAUGUAUUGGAAUUUAUGUUGAAUAUCCAAGUUUUAUUGAUAAAAUACAAAAUCAGGAAUAUAAAAAGAAAUUACAACUCAUCAAAAAAGAAUUUGAGAUUUAUAAUAAUUGGUUGAUUGAAAUUAAGCAACAAGUUGAAUCCAAAAAUAUAGCAAAUAUUCUAAAUAUGAUCGAUAAAACGUAUAAUUUACGAAUUAAACCAACUGAAAAUGAUAUUGUCUUAAUAAAAACCUUAUUAUCGGAUGCUAGAGAUUCAUUGGAGCAAUUUGAUAUGUCUUUAUCUACUCCAGUAAAUCUCAUGAAUGAUAAUAUAGAUGAACAGUUAAACGCAUCAAAGUACUUAAAUUGGAAAGACUAUUCACUUAGACAGAACUUAUUUGAAUCUAAGCAAAAAUAUAAAAAUAUAGUUCUUAAUUUAAUUACAGGAAUAUUGAAUGAUCCAUUAUAUAUUCCUUUAUAUAAUGAGCACAAAUAUGAAGUACAGCUCGAGUUACUUAACAGUAUUAAUUGUACAGAUGAAAUUUACAAAUUGGGAAGUUUUUUGUGGUCUUUUGAAAAGUUUAUAUACAAUUACUCUGAAAUAAGUAGUAACCUAUCUUGCUCUAUAUCUCCUGAAGAGCUUCAAUCCGGUGAUAAUAUUGAUUACGUACGUAUGAAUUAUUUUUAUGACAAAAUCUUAUGUAGAAUGGCAUCUACUUCAUUUUUAUUAAUAUUCUGCACUCAGUUCUCCUAUAUCUACAGUAAUUCCAUUAUUAAAGGUUAUGUUGAUACUAUUAUGGAAUACUUAAAUAAGAAACCUACUGAGUAUUUAUUAACAAAGGGAGAGUUAUGUAAUGGUUUAAGCCUUGAAAUGUCAAAGGAAUACUGGUGUAAGAUAAUCCAAAGACUCUCAUCAAUGCAUCUAUUGGUUAUUUUUACUAAAAAGAUAAAGUUGGAAAAAAUAUCUAUAUGUACUAGUGAACUAGAAAAAUUAUAUAAAAAUAUAAAACAAACAGAAGUAGAUGGUAGAUGUAAUGAAAUUUGGUUAUUGGUUACGAAAUAUGUAUGUGAAUCAUUCGAUACUAUAGAGUGCUUUAAAAUGUGGAGAAAUUUAAGGUUAAUGCCAAGCAUCAACUCAUAUUCACUUAUUGAACCACUAGAUAUACUAUAUAGUGAGUUAUCAAGAACAUUGAAGAUGAGAUCAAUAGAACAUAUCUACUCUUUAUGCUUAUCUAAAACAAUUUAUGGCAAUAUUAAGGAUUAUAUUGAAGAUUUGGAUUUAAUAAUUAGUGAUGAAGCAAUUUGUACAGAAUUGAAUGAUAAGACUAUAGUAAUUAAGUCAUUGAUUAAUGAAGUUCAGAAAUGGUGUGAAGAAGCACUUGAAGUUAUUACCCAAAGUAUAGAUUCUUAUUCAAAAGCAGAUAGUCGUAAUGAUGAAAGCAUCUCAAUUUAUAAAUAUCAUGUACAAAAUCAGACCAAUGUUGGGUAUUACAAAUGUUGUGAAAUAAAUGCACAUUAUCCGCUAUCAUAUAAUGAAUAUUUUAUUUCUAAAGCUAUCAAUGAUUUUCCAUUAAGAAGUCUGGAUAUAAGUUCUAUAAAUAAUAAUCUACCAAUGAGUAUAUACUCAGACUUAGCUCUAACGAACUUUUCUUUAGUAAUAAACAAUGGCAAUUAUUGUAACAAAAGAGAAGACAGUGUAGUAAAAAACCAUACUAUUUUAGAUGGACUUUUAAAUCAUGUUUUAGAUAAAAUGAAGCAAUUACAAAUGAUGAGGCACAAAAUUUUAAUGCUAAUUCAAAAGCUUAGAAGUAUUACAGGAGAAGUUGAAGAAACUUCUCUUUGUGAUAUUUCUGAGACUCUAAUUAAUCAGAUAAAACAAAUUGAAGGUAGCAAUAUUUAUCUCUACAUUGACAAGAUACUGAAAACAUUAGGCUUUUUGAUUAAUGACAUUCAAUUAGAAAUAUCAAUAACUUUUUUGUUACUUAUAUGGGACUAUCCAGAUCUUGAAAAUGAAAUACUUAGAACUUCAGAUUUUUGGCCUGAUUGUAGAAAUAUGUGCAACUAUCAUUACUUACAAAAUAUUAUCUCUUCUAUAAAGAAAUCACCCAACUUCAAAGGACUUUUAAAUAGCAAACUUUGGAGUUUUAAUAAAAAUGAAAUUUUAAAUAGACUCAGAUUUAUUCAAGCUUGGAUAGAAGAAGUUUCUGAUCUACCUUUAAAUUCUUCCUUUAUAAAUCCAUACAAAGUCCUUGUUUUAUUUUCAAAGUAUAGUAAGAUUAUAAAGACACAAGUACAAAUGGACAAUACAUGUAUGAUAUGUAAUAUUUCACAAAUUAAAUUCAAUGAAACUAACUAUAUUCACUUCCCAGAAAUUCAGCUUAGUAUAAGUAGAUUAAAAUUAAUAGAAGCAUCUAAGAAAAUCUUACAUUUUUACAAUAAUAUUAAAGAAGAUAUUUGUUUUUUUUUUAGUUAUAUUAAGAACUCUAUUAAUGCAGAUUUGGCGAAAUUAGUAAGAGAUGGUAUAUACUCUCAUACUCCAACUAACUCUACCAAAUUCCUAAGAUUUAUGCCUAUAGAAGUAAUAGAAGCUUUAAGAAGAGAGUCAAAAAGUCACAUGAAUAUUCGAGAACUUCAAAAAGAUAAAUAUAUAGAGAAAUAUUAUAGAAAUAGUAGUGUCAAUUGUUCGCUUAUAGAGGAAAUGGAUCUAGUUUAUUUUUCAAGCUCAUUAUGUUUUGUAGGGCUGAAGUUUGUACAGAAAGUGUAUAAAAAUUGUGAACUAGAAACUAUUGACUUUACAUCUUGGUGUAAUCAGAUAUUCCUUACUUCAGUUAUUUCGAGUUCUCCAAUUGAUGCUAUCAAAAGUACUGCAAAUUUGAUGUAUAGACAACUAAUAAGUAUGUUUGAAGAGUCUCACAGAUUUGAAGAAUAUGUAGUUAAUGACGAUACUGAAUUCUAUUAUAGCAAGUUUCCUUCAUUAAGUAAUUUAUCAGGAUGGAAUAUUAAUGGAGUUCUUAUUUAUAUUUUAAGUUAUAGAGUAAAACUGAUGGAAUGUCUUUCUAGAGCAGAGUAUUUACCAUAUGGGCUUGUACUUGAGUUAUUAGAUAUAUUAGAUAAAAUAAAAGAUCAGCUCAAUUACAAUGGUUUUUUAAAUAGAGAGGAAUUUUGCAAAUUUUCGAAAGUUUUGUAUUUGGAAAAAAGUGAAUUAUGUAGUGCAAAUUCAUGCAUAAAUAUUGAAGAGUAUUAUUUACUUCAAAACAAACUUUAUACUUUAAAGGAGUUUAUUUUAAAUAGAGAAUCAAUUGGCAAAGAAGGUGUUUCAAUAUUUUUAAGUGAUGAAUCAUACGAUAUAUCUAAUUGUGAUGAUGAUAAUAUAAACACAAAUUACUCAUUAGUAGGUCUUAAGUAUCAAGUAGAAUCUUUUAAUCCGUUAAUAGAUGACAUUUUGACUAAGACAAAGAUACUACAUCCUUUAAUGGAAAAUACUUUAAUGUAUCAAGAGGAAAUCAACCAAUGGACUUAUAUUGCUCAUACUAUUAUUAAAGAUUUAGAAAAAAGAAGUGAAGUAAAAAAUUCUGAUAGUAAUGAUACUGAAAAGUCAUUUAUAUUGAAAAAAAGUAAGCACAACUUACAAUACCCAUAUUGGCUACCAGAUAAAUUAAACUAUCCAAGUUUAAUAUAUAUCAUUGAUAAUCUUCUAUUUUAUUAUUCUAAGUAUUUUAUUAAAAUUGGAUUUACCAAUAUAGAUAUCAUUGAUUAUUCCAAUAAUUUAAUUCAAAUUAAAAUUAAUUUAGAAAAUAUUGAAAAAUCAAUAAAUAGCAUUUUAGAACUAGCUAAUAAUCCUGAAACAGAAAAUCAAAUCAAAGAGGAAAGUAAAAUAAAGAGAGAAUCCCCAAUAAUUCUAGAUAUGGAUGAAAUUAUUAAACCUCCACUACUUGGUGAAAAUAAAAUAAAACAAAUUUCAAACCAAAUAGAUUAUUACUCAAUAGAAAAUUAUCCACCACCUACUCCAAAUGUAAAAAAAAUUAAUGAGCUUAAAGUAUGGAUUAAAAAAAGAGAUGAUUUGAUUGUAAAUAUUCUUACAAAAAUAACCAAAUUACAUAAACUUCCCAAAAAUAAUAUAAACUCUGAUAAAAAUAAUAAAGAAUUCAGAAUUGAUAAUACAACAAACAUACUUAACGAUAAUGUGAAGUUCUUGGAAUAUUUGAAAGAUUUAAAAGAAAUAUUAUCAAACAAUAGUGAAUAUAUGUUAAACACUAAAGUCUUUUUUAAAGGAUAUUUUGCAUAUUUUACGGGAGUAGUAAGAUACUAUUUUGCAUAUGGUACUAGUAAUAUAUUGGGAUGUAGACCUAAUCACUUCUAUGAAGAAAGUGAAGAUAAUCUAGAAAUUAAAAUUGGAAAUUCUGAAAAUUUUUUUAAAGAUGAAGAGAAACCAAUUAAAAGACAAAAACUUCAGAUGCAAUUAUCAGAUAAUCAAGUAUCUCAAAAUAAUGAAUUUAAUAUCUCAGUUACAGAUAAUACUAAAAAGAACUUAACUUAUAACUUAUAUAAUUCAAACAAGAAAAUUCAAUUAAAUUUUGUACCAACUAUUCAAUAUAAAGACCUGAUAAGACUUUAUAGAGAAUGUAAUGUUUGGAUAUCAAAUGUAGAUCAGAGCCAAGAGUUAAAAAAGUCUAUUGAAUAUCACUUACUUGAAUCUUUUAUAAAUCAUGGAUCAAAAAUAAUUAAUAAAAUAACCAGUUUUGACGAUAAUAAAGAAGUUAAUACAUCUAUAAUUAAUUAUUGCCUUCUGCAUUUUAUAUAUCCAUUAAUUCCUAUAGGUCAAAAUGAAAGUCCCAAACAUUGUCCUUGCUUGGCUUUAUUAGAUAUUCGUGAAUUAUUAGAUGAUUACAAUAAAAUAUUAUGUGAAAAAUUGGAAUUUAUAAUGGAAGAAGUAAUUGAAUCUAAUACAGCUAAUAUAUUAAAAGAAUUUAAUAUUUCAUAUAAAACUUAUCUUGUCACUCUUAUAAAUAUUAAUAUUUUUACUAAAUAUGAUGGUAAUUUAUUAUAUAGUAUUAAAAAUAAAAAUAUAAAAAAUGGAAAUAAUCAAUAUCAUAAAAUUUGUCAUUUUAACAUCUGCUCAAAUGUAUUAUACCCUGAUAAUAAUGAAUUAAAUUUAAGUAUAAAUAUAGUUGAAUUAUUUAGACUACUUCAAAAUAAUACAUGCAAUUUCUCAAUAAACAUAAGUUGGCCACAUAUACCAUUAUCAUUACCUCUUACAAUUAAAUCUUGUAUUUAUUAUAUUAGAAAUUAUAUAAAACAAAUAUGGGAAUUCCUCCUAUUUUCAUAUAAAAUACCCGAGUUAUCUAUAAAUUCCAUUAACCAAUAUAUUAAGAAAAUAGAUCAUGAAAUAUUUACAAAAUCUCACAGUAAUGAAAAGUUUAAUAAUAAAAAUAUGUCAUCUAUUUUUGCAAAAUAUCUGGAUAAAUCUUUUAACUAUCAUAUAAAACAUCUUGCUAAAUUUGCUAUAAUGAAUUAUCAUAAACUUAUAAAUAUUCAUCAUUUUUAUAAUCGUGAUAUUAUUGAUUCCAUAAACCAACACAAAUAUUUAUUUAUAAAUAAAUGGGGUUAUUAUGAAGAUCACAUUAAAAAUAUUCAAUCUGAUAAUAUAUCUGAAGAUGAAGAAUAUUCUGUAGAACAAUAUCAAAAGGAUAUCCAAGAACAAUCAAGUGAAAAUCUUAGUAACACAAAUUUACUUCUUCAACAUCCAGGAUUUCAAGUUCUAAAUCAAAUAAGUUUUAUUUGGUUAGGAUGGUUAUCUAUAUACCCACCAGGAAAACAGCAUAUUUCUAAACAAUAUUAUGAAAUAUCUAAUUAUGAAAUUCCUAUAGGAUUAUUUCCAAUAGGAAAUUCUAAUAUGACAUUAAGUAGUGAAAUUAUAAAUGAAAUUCAAAAAUCUUACAAACUUAUAUAUACUAAUCAAGUAUGUAAUCUUUCAGAUCUUAAAUUAAAUAAAAAAAGUUCUUUUGUUCUUAUAUCAGCUCCAUGGUCUAAAAGUAAAAAUAUACAAGAUAACCAAUUAAAUCAUUUAUUAUCUGAACUUGUAUCUUUAAAUUCUAAAGGUGAAAAGUUAAAAGUAAUUCAAUUCUUAUCAAAAUAUGAAUAUAAUACUCAAAAUUCCGAUAUUAUAGAUGACAGUUAUUUUAAACUAUGGUUACUUCCUAGUAUAAAUCUAACAACUACAUUUCAUACCAAAAAGAAUCCUCCAAUCUCGUGUUAUUAUAUGAUUGGUAUCUUAGAAUAUAUUCAGAGUUCCUGUAAGGAUCAUUAUUCUAAUGAACAUGAAGAGUUACUUUAUGAAAUGUUACCAAGUGUACAACAAGUCUAUAAAAUAGCAAAAUUCUAUCAUGAUAAACUUUAUAAGUGUGAAACAUGCUUAGAAUUCUUAUUAGAUACAGAAACUCCAGAAUUCGACAAAAUUUGCAAUGAGACAAUCAUAAAUAAUGAAUUCAAUACAAAUCAAAGUUAUAAGUCAAAUCUAAACACAUCUGAGGAGACAGUUAAAACCAAUUUUAAUAUGUUUUCAUCUGCUGGUACAUUGUUAUCUAGUUUAUUAUCUAUAAGUAAUGUAAAUAAAGACCAUAAUGAUGAAACAUUUUAUGACUAUUCUAAAAAUUCCGAAAUAUUCACAUUAAAACAGUUGGCAACUUCAUUAAAAAAGAAGGCUCAAAAUACAUCUAUUGAUUAA